Molecule: messenger RNA, 1422 nt
Organism: Oenanthe melanoleuca
Lineage: Eukaryota; Metazoa; Chordata; Aves; Passeriformes; Muscicapidae
Product: alpha-2 adrenergic receptor-like
Exons: 1
Coding region: 256-1281 (341 amino acids)
Biological process (GO): adenylate cyclase-activating adrenergic receptor signaling pathway
Cellular component (GO): membrane
Molecular function (GO): adrenergic receptor activity
Source: RefSeq, a predicted model, not a curated record
GCUUGCAGCGCUGCCGUGGGAGUGUGGGAGCCUCUCUGGGCUCCCUGCACCGCCGCUGUCCCGCAUGCCCAGCCGGGCAACCACUGGGCCAGGACGACCUCGCCACCAGACCGGGUCAGUGCAGGAGCGGCGGCAGCCAGGAGAACCCCCGGGGACUCAGCGAUGCUGGGGCUGAGCCCGCGGCCGCUUCGGGACCGGUGAGCAGGGAGGGGGAAAGCCCCAUGGGGCUUCAUCUGCUUGAGGGGCCGGGCCAGCAUGGAGCCAGCCAGCCUUCCCAACAUCUCCGGUAAUGGCAGCGGCGCCGGCAGCGCCCCACACUCACCCGCAGCCAUGGGGCUCAUCCUGCUGGCCGCCCUGGCCGUCCUUCUGGCCACGCUGGUGGGCAACGCUCUGGUGGUGGUGGCCAUCUCCACCAGCCGGGCCCUGCAAGCCCCACAAAACCUCUUCCUCGUGUCCCUGGCCUCGGCAGACAUCCUGGUGGCCAUCCUCGUCCUGCCCUUCUCGCUGGCCAACGAGGUGAUGGGCUACUGGUACUUUGGUGGGCUGUGGUGCAGCCUGUACCUGGCGCUGGACGUGCUGCUCUGCACCGCGUCCAUCGGGCACCUCUGUGCCAUCAGCCUCGACCGCUACUGGGCCGUCACCCGGGCGGCACGGCUCAACCUGCGCCGCAGCCCGCGCCGGGUGAAGGGCAUGAUCGGGGCGGUCUGGGCGGCGGCGGCCCUGGUGGCACUGCCCCCGCUGCUGCGGCCGCGGCCGGGCGGGCGGGAGUGCCAGCUGAGCCAGGAGACCUGGUACGUGCUGGCCUCCUGCGCCGCCUCCUUCUUCAUCCCCUGCCUCGUCAUGGUGGCCGUGUACUGCCGCAUCUACCGCCUGACCGCCCGGCGGGCGGCCGCCCUGCUCGCCGCCCGCUGCCCGCGCCCCGCCGGCGGCGAAGGAAAGGUGCCGGGAGUUGGGGUGCCGGGAUGGCGGCGCCGGAGCCAGCACCAGAGCGUGCUGCUGUGCCGCCGGCGGCUGGUGCGGGCGCGGGAGCGGCGCUUCACCGUCGUGCUGGCUGUGGUGAUGGGCGCCUUCGUUCUGUGCUGGUUCCCCUUCUUCUUCACCUACAGCCUGGGGGCUCUCUGUGGGCAGGGCUGCCACAUCUCCAAGCCCCUCUUCAAUUUCUUCUUCUGGAUCGGCUACUGCAACAGCAGCGUCAACCCGCUCAUCUACACCCUCUUCAACCGGGACUUCCGCGCUGCCUUCCGCCGGCUGCUGGCCAUCCCCCACCGGCACCGCACUUAGGGACCCAUUUGGACUCCAGGGACGUGGCCCCAGCCCUGCUCAGCAUUCACAGCACCUGGCCCCACCACAGACCCUGGAUGGUAGUGCCAGUGUGCAGCUUGUGGAAAUGCAGGAUUGAAUAAAAUGAGACCAAAGCCUGUG